ACCAAAAAAGAAAUGGCUCUGAAUCUCGUCUUCACCUCACACUCGUCUCUCUUCUCCAAACCCCUCAAACCCCUCUCAUUUCCAACCCCAAAACCCCAAUCCCUCUCUCUCUCCUCCCCAAACCCUAAUCCAAUCUCCAACCUCUCCUCCUUCCGCCCCCGCUCCUCUCUCUCCGACGACUCCCCCACCGACCGUCCCGCCAAAAUCACCGACGAGUGGGGCGAGCCAGCCGAUCCCGCGCCGGCGGAGCCGGAGCCCACUAUCUCGGAAUCGGACCCUCCAGUGAACGAGGACGAGUGGGGAGGAGGUGAUGAGUAUGUUGAAAUCGGGAAUGGAACUCCGGCGAAAGCUGAGGCUGAGAGCGCGGUGGUGGUGGAUGAGGAGGAGGUGGAUUCUAAGCUCACUGAGCUGAAGAGGUGCUUGGUGGACACGCUUUACGGGACUGAGUUGGGCUUUCGGGCCGGGUCGGAGGUGAGAGCUGAACUGGCGGAGUUGGUUAACCAGCUGGAGGCGGCGAAUCCCACUCCGGCGCCGACGGAGAACCCGGGGCUGCUUGAUGGCAACUGGGUUUUGCUGUACACUGCAUCGUCCGAGCUGUUGCCACUUCUGGCAGCAGGUAGCACACCUUUAUUGAAAGUGGAUAAAAUCAACCAAUCAAUUGACACCAGAAGUCUGACAAUUCUGAACUCCAUCACAUUGUCCGGCCCGUUUGCUACAUUCACUUUCAGUGCAUCUGCUAGUUUUGAAGUUAGAAGUCCUUCAAGAAUCCAGGUUCAAUUCAAGGAAGGCACCUUUCAGCCACCAGAUAUAAAGUCAAGUAUUGAGCUCCCACUUGAUGUUGAAAUAUUUGGGCAAAGAAUCAAUUUGUCGCCUGUCCAGCAAGCUCUCAGUCCUCUGCAGGAGGUUGCUGCGAGCAUUUCAAGAACCAUCUCUGGUCAGCAAUCACUUAAGGUUCCCAUCCCAGGCGAGCGGACACAGUCCUGGCUUCUUACUACGUACCUUGAUGAAGAUUUCCGAAUCUCCAGGGGGGAUGGUGGUCUCUUUGUGCUUGCUAAAGAAGGAAGUCCUCUCCUAGAUCAGUAAUCUGGUACACAAUUAUGUUUUUGAUACAAGCAAUAUACAUAAUAGUCCCUUGCUUAAUCUUUACUAUGAAAUUCCAAAUAUUUGUCUUUGUAUGAUAUUGUAUAUUAUAAUUGUUUUCAGAUAAAUUAAAGAUGUAAUCUACAUUGCAGUCUUGCAGACACAGAAUAAAAACCACCAGUAAGGAAGAAGUCGAAUGCUUCAUUACUCUUAA
Messenger RNA from Argentina anserina (silverweed cinquefoil), 1294 nucleotides. Its product is annotated as plastoglobulin-1, chloroplastic. Bases 13 to 1083 code for a protein of 356 amino acids. The transcript is spliced from 3 exons. The record is from RefSeq and is a predicted model, not a curated record. Lineage: Eukaryota; Viridiplantae; Streptophyta; Magnoliopsida; Rosales; Rosaceae.